Molecule: messenger RNA, 1679 nt
Organism: Quercus robur (English oak)
Lineage: Eukaryota; Viridiplantae; Streptophyta; Magnoliopsida; Fagales; Fagaceae
Product: ataxin-3 homolog
Exons: 2
Coding region: 238-1263 (341 amino acids)
Biological process (GO): protein deubiquitination
Cellular component (GO): nucleus
Molecular function (GO): cysteine-type deubiquitinase activity
Source: RefSeq, a predicted model, not a curated record
GUAGUUUGCACGUGGUGACUCAACGUCCGAGUCAAGACAGAACUAACCGAUAUUCUUCCCUUUCCUCUCUUUCCUUCUUUCCUUCCUUCCUUCAUCUUCUUUUAGAUUCUUCUCUUCUCUUCUUUCUACCAAAAAUAUUGCUAAACAGUUAAAUAUACAAAUUUCACACACACGGAGAGCUAAUUUUUUCAGAUUCUAGGGUUUUGUUUUCUCGAUUUCUUCAAUUUAAGAGAGAGAAUGGAGGGAGCGAGCAAUGGAGGGAUGUUGUACCACGAGGUACAAGAGUCGAAACUGUGCGCCGUGCAUUGCGUCAACACGGUGCUUCAGGGACCUUUCUUCUCCGAAUUCGAUUUGGCCGCGCUCGCCUCCGAUCUCGAUCGCAAGGAGCGCCAGAUGAUGAUGCUCGAGCUCGAAGGAGGUGGAGGAGGAGGAGGAGGAGGCGGCGGCGGCGGCGGCGGUGGAGGUGGUGUCGCCUCCGGAGACUUCCUCUCCGUCGAGUCCCACAACGUCUCCUUGGAUGGUGAUUUCAGUAUCCAGGUGCUACAAAAGGCUUUAGAGGUAUGGGAUUUGCAAGUCAUACCCCUUGAUUCUCCAAUUGCGGAGCAUGCCCAAGUUGACCCUGAGCUGGAAAAUGCAUUUAUCUGUCACUUGCAAGACCAUUGGUUCUGUAUCAGGAAAGUGAAUGGGGAAUGGUAUAACUUUGACAGUCUCUAUGCAGCCCCCCAGCACCUUUCCAAAUUUUACCUUUCAGCCUAUCUUGACUCUCUUAAAACCUUCGGUUGGAGCAUUUUCCUGGUGAGGGGAAACUUUCCUAAGGAAUGUCCCAUCUCAUCCUCUGAAGCUUCAAAUGGUUACGGCCAGUGGCUAUCACCUGAAGAUGCUGAGAGAAUAACUAAAUCCUGCAACUCAACACAGGCUCCUCAGAGAAUCAAUCGGACUCAGCAUCAUUCUGAUACAUCUGCUUUGUCUGGGGAAGCAGAAAUGAUUUCUGAAGUGGAAGAUGCGGACUUGAAGGCUGCAAUAGCUGCCAGCCUGAUGGAUUCUUUCCCAGCCACUGCCAGUGUUGAAACCCCAGCCACUGCCAGUGCUGAAACCCCAGCCACUGCCAGUGUUGAAACCCCAGCCACUGCCAGUGUUGAAAACCCAGCCACUGCCAAUGCUGAAACCCCAACUGCUGCCAAUGCUGAAACCCCAGCCACUGCCAGUGUUGAAACCCUAACCCCUCAAAAUGAAAACCAGCGCAGUGAAGAAAAGAUUCAAUAAGAAGAAAUACUAUUUUUUAGAAUUUAUGUUCAGUUGUUGAGGACAAUAAUCCACGUUGGGUUUGAUGGUGCAACAACUCAAGUAUACGAGUGCUGCUAUAGACAAUUUUUUGCAGGAUUUUUUUCACAGCUUGUUGAGAUGUCAAGUUGCUAUUAAUUUUCAUAUGAGCUCACUAUUCACACCACUUUAAUGUCUACUAUUAGCAACUUGUCAUCAGUAGCUAUGAGAAAACAUGUGUCCAUAGACUUGUUGGUAUAUACAUUUUGGUUAUACCUUCUUUGUAUUUUUUUUUUUUUGGGAUAAAAGCUUGGUUAUACUUUGCUAGCUUUAAAUUGACAUUGUAAAAACAUAAGAAACCUCAUCUUGGCCAUUGGAUGAUUUUUGUUUCUUUCUAGAUUUUAGCUAUAUUGUUUUUC